Physella acuta is the source of this 3662-nucleotide messenger RNA. Its product is annotated as hemicentin-2. The record is from RefSeq and is a predicted model, not a curated record. Gene Ontology annotation, cellular component: external side of plasma membrane. Gene Ontology annotation, molecular function: transmembrane signaling receptor activity. Gene Ontology annotation, biological process: immune response; cell surface receptor signaling pathway. Lineage: Eukaryota; Metazoa; Mollusca; Gastropoda; Physidae.
CAAUCAACUUUUUGAUGAAGGGAAGAAACAUGAUGUUCCUCUUCUUGUUCCUUCUCGGAUUGACUAGAGUAGAGACUCAAAAACACAAUGUACUUGAUGCACCGAAACUUGAGUCUAGCGAACUCGGCCCUUAUGUAGCCUACACCGAUUUCUUAUUCUACCUAGCCUGUCGCUCCAGUUCAGACAGCGUAUUAACCUACCAGUUCUAUAAAAAUGGUGAACUAAAAGUCAGAGAUAGGUGGCAUACCUACUCGGUAAAUCGAUAUAACGAUGCUUAUUCUGGAAACUAUACUUGCACUAUUUCAAACUCUGUUGGUGAAUCUGCACACAGCAACAGCCUGCUCUUAAUAACCGUGGGUCCACCAACUCUGAUAUCAACCAACGAUGAUCCACAAAUAGGCGAUGAUGUAACAUUGACAUGUCAACUCCCCAUUCAAGUUCUAGGAGUUAAAUUUACUUGGUUCAAAGAUUUGAAUCGAUUAGCCAAUGCAUCUGAACAAGUGUACGCUGUAACAAAUAUCAGCGCUGAUGAUGCUGGGGAAUAUAAAUGCUCGUUUAAAAUCAACGGUGUGAGGGAGCUGCAGAGUACAAGUUUUAUUUUAGUUUUAACGCCUCCAGGGAAACCUUCACAAAGCUUACAAUUAAAUUCCUCAGUCAACGUGGGAUCUUCCAUUAUGUUUUGGUGCAAUGCUAAUGAGAGUUUGAACUUUGGUCUUCUUAAGAUUUUUCUGUAUCAAAAUGGCGUAAAAGUUGCAGAAAGAAAUGGAAGUCUAGGAUAUGGCAAGUUCUUCAUUCAAAUAAUAACUAUGAGAGAUUCUGGAAACUACACAUGCACUUUUACAAACAAAAGAGGAGAGUCUGUCCAAAGUGAUCCUGGAUCUAUUCAAGUGAAUGAUGCUGAAGUUGCUAAAUCAUCUCUGCUAGACGUAUCUCCGAUAAUGUAUAAAGGUGAACAAGACUCUCAAACAGACUGCCUAUCAACGACUCGUGGAGCAAAAAGCUACUGCACUUUGUUCAUUAAUAAGAUAAGAUAUGUUGAUGCUGAGGACUGUAGAUUUUUUCGACCACAUGCUGUUAGUGGAUCCUACACAUGCACCAGAAAUAUUUAUAACAAAACUGGGCUCAUGAGUCCACCAGUGCAAGUCACAUUUUACAACAAACCUCGUGUUGUACCAGCCACGAAUUUUUUCUUGAACCAAAAUUUUGCACUGAGGUGUAUCACAGAUGUACCCAGUGGUACAUACUUCUGGUACAAAUGGGAUAAUUUAGUUUAUUCUUCAAACAAUGACACAUAUGAGUUUACUUUAACAAGUAGCAUGGCUGGGUCUUACCGCUGUAGAGUUAAAAUUAAUGAAUCGGAUAUAUGGAGUGAAUUUUACCUAAUCCGUGUUUCUAGACCAGCUAAACCCUCUUUAAAUAAUAAUAAUAAAAAGUCAAAAUUGGGUUUAAAAAAGACCGUCUCCACAAAUUUAUAUUGUAUUGGUGAUGAUGCUGAGAUGUAUUCAUUAUAUAUGAACGGAAUCAAAGUGUCUACUAAACCGGCAAGCAACAACACAUUCACAAUAUUUCUGUCCAAGUCAGCUACAGUUCAGUACAAAUGCACUGCAUCAAACAGAUUUGGUGAAAGUGAGCCAAGUGAUCCUGUUAUUAUAAAUAAGAUGGAGAGUGUUUAUAUAACUGCUAGCAGUAUUGUGGCUUUUGUUGGUCAGCCUUUUUCAUUGAACUGCAGUGUUGAAAACAAUCAGUCAUCUGGAUCUUACUCUUGGGAAAUACAUAAAAUUGCAGGCAUGGAUACUGUGAUGUCUCAAAAUCUAACCAUCAAUCCGCUGACAAUACAAGAUGAAGGCGUCUACAUUUGUCAUUUUACAAAACAAGAGUCAACAUACACAGUAUAUGACUAUUAUGUUCUAGCUGUUUCAAUUUCUAGUGUACCUGAAAUCUUCUUAAGAAAUCCAGCUAUAAAAGGCGAUCAAGGGGCGAGUAUUUCCAUUCUAUUAAGUACCAGCGCUGCAGAAACAGACGUCAUCGUGCGAUUUGUUUGUUACAUUUACACUCUUAUAAUCGAUGGAAAGAAUCCAUUCCGUCUUUAUAAAAAUGGAGCUGUAGUAAAAAAAUUGCCCUAUGUGAAUGAGCUUUACUUCUCGGGAAGAUUUAACAUACGAAGGAUCUAUUCAGUGGAUACAAGCGUAGCAUCUAAUGAAGGAAACUAUACCUGUACAGCACUCAACUCAGUGGGGGAAUCUCAGCCAUCAAAGGCUGUGUACUUUACUAGAGAUUUAGGAUUUAAAAAGCCUCAAGUUACCAUGAACAACGUAAAUCCACAAGCUGGAGAUGACAUUACACUUACAUGCAACAUAUUGUCACCACAACCAGACUUCAUUAUAACGUGGCAGAAAGAUUUCUCAAACAUACUGAAAACUGGACUUACUUUGUCCCUCACAUCUCUGACAGUAGAGGAUCAUGGCUUCUACACUUGCACUUAUUCCAAUCGUUCAAAUGAAGAUGACAGAUAUUUUUGGUUGGAGAAGGUUUCAGAUCCAAUUUUAAUUUCAUUGCUACCACCUCUGCAACCAAUAUUAUUGUUUGAUGCCAGCUAUCUUGACGUAAAGAACAAAUACUAUGGCUAUGGUGAUGGACCUGUAUUUUACACAUUUGGCGAAGGAGAUACUUUACAUUUAAAGUGCUUUGUUCAAGCCAUGCAUUUAGCUAACUACCAGAUUGCUAGUAUGAAUCCGUCGCCUUACAAUUUUACUCUAUAUAAAAAUGGUCAAAUUACUCAGCCUGCAAACACAAAUGGUAUGUUUACCAUUUCUGGACUUUCAAAAGGAGACUACAAUUACACGUGUCAAGUUAGCCGUGAAGCACAGCUAUCUUUUAUGAGUUACUCUCUUUUAGUAAGGAUAACUGAUCGACCAACCAUUACUUCUUCUGUGCCAUCUCCUUCAUUGGGUGCUAAUCUCACCCUAACCUGCAACACUCUUGUGGAAUCUAACAACAUUGACAUUACUUGGAGAAAAAAUGGAAUCAAUAUGGGAUUUACAUCAAAUGUUCUCAGUUUGAAUACAAUAUCUCAAUAUGAUGAAGGAUCUUACACAUGUCAACAAACACAUAUGGAGUGGACGUCACCUAUGAGUGCAGAAUUCAUCAUUAAUUUUGGACUAGUACCUUCCAAGCCAGAUAUUUUGAUCACUGCCGAUACACCAAUACAAGCUGGUUCAUCUUUUGCAAUAUACUGCCUUUCUACUGGUACUCCAGUAGUUUCUGCAACUUUCUACAAGGAUGGUCAGAUCAUUUUCAAUGCAACUGGUGGCUAUAUGAGUGAUGCGGGACAGACUGUAUUCACAUAUCAAAUAACACUAGCAGCUGUUACCAACUCAGGAAUCUAUUCGUGUACUGUUAGAAACAGCCUCAGUGUUUCUCAGAUUAGUGAGACCUUAAAUUUGAAUGUGAUGGGUUAGUUAUAGAUAUAUCGAGAUUCGUUAGUUGCUGUCAAUUACUUUAUAAUUUGUGGCUUUAUUUUUAUAGGUGUAGUGACCAAUCGAAAUUACUAAAAAUAUUGCUAAUAAUGUGGCAUAAUUAUCUUUUUAGUUUUACACCUUAUAAUGUUGUUAUUUGUUUACAAAAGAUACAAUUUUUUAAUGUUUUUUUUUUUUUAAAUCGCA